Molecule: messenger RNA, 540 nt
Organism: Prunus armeniaca (apricot)
Lineage: Eukaryota; Viridiplantae; Streptophyta; Magnoliopsida; Rosales; Rosaceae
Source: the annotation of a GenBank genome assembly
AUGGUUUCUCCAAUUAAGUUGAUGAUUGCAGAGGAAGAAAAGUUCCAGGUAAAAGCAUUGUCCUUAUCCCAUACAAAGACUGCAAUCAGUAUCAUAAAGGACAAAUUCAGUCCGCAACAGCUACGAAGGCUUGAAGAGAGUUGUUUUGGUCAUCUCCUACUGAUUGAGGACCUGAAAUGGACUUCGCCAAUUGUCCACGGCUUGUUGCUGAGGAAGGCUGAUCCGAAGACAGUUUCCCAAGUGAACGGGAUAAAAUUCAUCACUGAAAAUAAGGUGAUCCAAUUCACGGCGCAACAAUUUUGCGUCAUCACAGGGCUAAGGUUUGGAAACCUUCCCUUCAUUCCGAUUGCCACUAAUGAGAACUGCUCAUUGAAAAGGAAGUCCUUUGGCAAUGAUAAAACUGUCAACCUUUUGGAAUUAGAAAAAGCCUUCCUCGACUAUGCUGAUGCGGACGAUGUAUUCAAGCUUGGAUUUUUAUACUUUGUUGUUUUUGUGCUGUUGGGCAGUGAAAAACGUAUCACAUUGACAUGCGGUAUUUGA